CCCAACGCAGGCGCGAAAUCUAACAUGGCGCUCUCCACAUCUUUUCAAGAGAUUCUGAUUUUGAGAGGAGAAACACACCGUUGGAAAGAUCUUACAAUAAAUUCAGGCGGCACACAAGGUGUCCUACAAGAUGUCAAUGUCGCUGAUAGCGCCGGAGGGUUCACUUACAAGGACAGCCACAAGGUCAACAGUGUAACUGCCAAUAGAUUUAUUUAUUGGCGUACGUCCCAGAAUCGCGUCGAGCUGGUCGAGAGCUCCCUGAACCACAAUCUCCAUGGCAACGCUUUGCGGCUCAACUUCCAGGGUUCUCCCAUCAUCCCGCGGGUGUCAAUUCACGAGACCCAUUCACACGUGGUGAUUCUCAUCGCUACGUUCACAUCAGUCCACCGUCUUCCGUUCCCGCACCCCAACAAGCUGACAAGACAGGACGCCAACGCUCAACUCUCAGGCUCCGACCUUGCCUCUAUCUUCGCCGACGCUUCCGUGACAAACUUCCGUGAUGCAUCCAAUAUGCAUGAGAUCGUUCAGAGUGGGUCGCAGACCUAUGAGUUCCAGGCCUGUGGGUCUUGGUUAACUGCUGAUGGCGAGGCCUGGUUUGCGCUCUCCGUUAGGACUGGAAGUCUGGUACUAGUCAAGAUGGCUCCUCUAGGCUUAAGGGGUAUUACUACACAAAAUGAAGUCAAGGAAUCUUCUAUUAUGGAGCGUUUAUGGACAGGACUAGUUCCAGUCUCCAUCAGGAGAGACCAGGAUGCUAUCUACCUAGCCCAGAGUGUAGCCGUCCGCCCUCUAGGCCAGGAUAUGAUGGCUUUCUGCGUUUGUCGGGAUCACAAACUAAGGAUCUGGUCCUGCAAGAACUUGAAUUGCCUUAUCACCAGUGAUCUAACCAGCUUCCUGCCAGAGGGCAUGAUGGGAAUGGAUGAUCAGCCAAUCCUUCGUCACGAGAUUCGGGUCAUUCAAGGGUCAACGACCUCAAGUCUGACCCUCGGUGUAUACUUAACCAUCUCACAUUUUUCGCUGUUUCUGAUACUGGAGCAGCGAUGGCAGGACGGACAAUGCCGUCUGUACCAUGUGACCACGUUAGACGAUGUCAAAGGUCAAACACUGGUUGACUUCACAAUGACGAGCUCCCAUGUCGUUGCAAUGUGGGGUUUACCUGAUGGUCGCACUGUGGUGAAGAGUACAUGCUAUUCAAAGCAAAGAACGGAAGGAUGGCUACCUGUAUACCUGGAAACUGACCAGCUGACCAGUGUCCAAGUUCCAUCAUUUCUUGACCCUCGGGAAGCCUAUUUGGAUCACAUCUUUAAGCCUGGAAGGUUUUCGGUUCAAACCAUUCUCAAAGCUCUUCAUACAUACAGCCGUUCAACUGGCUCAGAUCUCGGAAGUCUGAUGGAUGUUGAUCUACCCGACCCUUUGGUUCUGCGUCAGGAUGCGUCCAUCGUCGUGGAAACAGAGAUACAACAGAGGGUUGGCGGAGGGGAAGUAUCCCAGGGGGAGUACAGGCAACUGGUGGAACAGAGCAUGAGCAAGUUUCUAGCAUGUUGCGUGGAAUAUCAUCAAGUUGCCAACAAGCCUUUAGGGUUUUUCUUGGAUUGUAACACACACAUGCCAUGCCUUAUCAAAAGAAAUCUGAUAUCAGUUCUUCAGCCGGUAGGUCUGGUAGAGGACAUCCACAUGGGGGUCAAGAGAGUGUUCAGUUUGGAGGAUCUAGGAUUAGAGCUGUCUGAUCAAGACCCCACCAUCAUCCAGGACAUCCAAUCACUCCAGGAAUGCAUCAAUCUUCUCUCAUCUUCUUCCGUUGCCAUGGAAAUGCAAGGAUUCGCAGACUCUCUCUUGCAGCUCCAGCCUCCGAUGGAUAUUGCCCAGAAACUCGCCAGCAACAUCAUCAUAUCAAAUGUUCCCCAGAAUCAGGUUAUAAGGGAGCAGGUUUCACAGGCUCUUAGUAGGAUUAUGGACCCAACAGGAGUUUUCAGAACAGUUCUUCACCUUGUUGACGUCGCAGGAGGUGAACCUGAAAAUCUUCUCGCUGAAUUGAGUCAUCUUGGCCAAGGCAUUGCCCAUAGUCCCAUACACCAUACUCUGAGUAGUGACCUCUCUGUAGUCUGCGUGGCUGCCGGCUUCGCAAGGUUCUCCCAACUCAGGCUAGAAUUCAUGCAGUUUCUUCUGGUCCUUGAGUGUAUGAUCUUGAGACUAGAAUCACAGCUACCAUGGUCUGCUGAAUGCAUUAAGAAGUUAACCCGAGAUACGAUACCAAUCUUAUUUACCUUACCAUUCUUACCCCAUCUCAGCUACCAUGGUCAGCUGAAUGCAUUAAGAAGUUAA
Messenger RNA from Lytechinus pictus (painted urchin), 2319 nucleotides. RefSeq names its product nuclear pore complex protein Nup160-like. The record is from RefSeq and is a predicted model, not a curated record. Gene Ontology annotation, cellular component: nuclear pore. Gene Ontology annotation, molecular function: structural constituent of nuclear pore. Bases 25 to 2319 code for a protein of 764 amino acids. The transcript has 17 exons. NCBI's taxonomy places the organism in Eukaryota, Metazoa, Echinodermata, Echinoidea, Temnopleuroida, Toxopneustidae.